CAGGCGCGUUGUCCCGUGCCCUUGAGCGGCGGCCCGGCCGGCGGUCGGAGGUGAGAGGUCGGAGGUGAAAGGUGAAAGGUCAGGGCGGCGGUCCGGCGGGCGAAGAUGAGCGUGCGGCCGGGGUCGGUGCCGCUGCAGUUCCUUCCGGAGCAGGCCCGGAGCCUGCCCCCGCCCCGCCUCAACGACCCGCGCCUCCUCUACAUCGCCUUCAUGGGAUACUGCGCCGGCAUCCUCAACAACGCCGUGCGGAGGAGGCCCGUCUUCAAGGCCGGGCUGCAUCGCCAGCUCCUCUACGUGACGGCCUUCUGGUGCGCCGGCUAUUUCAUGGUGAAGCGUGAGAACUUCAAGUACGCGCAGCGGGAUCAGGACAUGUUCGCGUACAUGGAGCGGUUUCCGGAGGACUUCCGAGACAAAGAAAAGAAAACGUACGGCGAGAUUCUCGAGCCCUUCCACCCGAUACGCUGAAGCUUCUCGCGGCUUCGGUGGUCCCCCGAGCCGGCGGGUCCCCCUCCGCGCGCGCAACAUCACGCCUCCUGAUUAAAAUAUCCAGUGGCCAUCCCCA
Molecule: messenger RNA, 562 nt
Organism: Tachyglossus aculeatus (Australian echidna)
Lineage: Eukaryota; Metazoa; Chordata; Mammalia; Monotremata; Tachyglossidae
Product: NADH dehydrogenase [ubiquinone] 1 subunit C2-like
Exons: 3
Coding region: 106-465 (119 amino acids)
Biological process (GO): mitochondrial electron transport, NADH to ubiquinone
Cellular component (GO): mitochondrial inner membrane
Source: RefSeq, a predicted model, not a curated record